Molecule: messenger RNA, 3854 nt
Organism: Drosophila simulans
Lineage: Eukaryota; Metazoa; Arthropoda; Insecta; Diptera; Drosophilidae
Gene: Mp
Product: collagen alpha-1(XVIII) chain
Exons: 21
Coding region: 1310-3796 (828 amino acids)
Source: RefSeq, a predicted model, not a curated record
UUUACCUUUUCAGUUGCGUUCGCGUUUUCCAGCAGUUCAGAUGGCCACGCGGCCGGUUAAAAGAUGAGCCUAUCGUUGCUGCCGUGCGGUCGGUACUCGUCCUCGUCCACGUCCAUAUCCACAUCCUCGUCGUCUUUGUCGUCUUCGUCCUGCUCGUCUUCGUCCUGGUUUUCGGACGUCGUGAGUGCGGUGGCAGCUGGCACUACUACUACCAAUACUACUACUGCUACUUCUGCCGUAGUUAUUAUAGCCCCAAAAACAACUGCAAAUGAAGCCCUUGUGCUGGCUUAGCCGCAAAAAAUGAAAGUGAUUUAUAUGGCCAAAUGAAAUAUGCUCGCCUAAGUGAACCGACCGGCCCGGAAUCGAGUCAAUUAAAAUUCAAUUAUGCGACCAAAGAUGAAGGAGAGGCCGCGUAAGCGUUUGAAAACCGUUCGACCGCUGAACUCCUGACUGAACCGGAAGUUUAAACUGCCAUUGAAGUGUGUUCCCCCAAGCAUAAUCCUAGCAAUCGAUCAUAUCACAAGCGGAUAACAGAGUACAUAUCGUGCAACAAAAACUGGGUUAAGUCCCAGACUUGCGAGACUUAUCAACGGCAAGGAUAUACGCCAGAUAUCAAAACUGCAAUUACUUUUACCCUUGUUCUGCUUGUUAUCGUCGUCGUUUCUUGUCUUCGCGUUGCGAUUGCCGGUUGUAAAAGUUCAAGAAGUAGUGGUGGCAAACACGAAAAUAAACCCAAACACUGUCCAAAACCCCCACCAAAAACUCCACUCAGCGAGCUUGUUCGAAUGGAAAUCAAUCAAUUGCACAAUGCCAGAAUGCAGGCGGUGUGAAAAAGUGAAUUAAUUGCACAGCACGACGUCAAAGCUAAGAAACAUAACGAACAGCAAUUUAACCAUAAAGAAUAAAAAUUACAAAUAAAUGCCCCACAUGACACGACUGUCAUUUGUAAUUACAAAUGAGUAUGAAAAAAGUGGCAUACAUAAUUUACGAUUACAAUAAAUUUUAAAGCAAAACACACAUACCUAUAAAUACAGCAAAGUAUUUGCCAUUAAAUUAUCUGUGAUUUUUGUCAACAUAUUAAAUAUUUUGCGUGCGCGUGAUUAAACCCCAUAUACCGUAUCCCGAAUCCGUAUCCCAUAAUUUAAAGUGAAUAGUUGUGAAUGGUCCCAGUGCGUUCGGCUUGAAGGCAAUUCUAUUCGUCGCCGGUUGUUUGUUGUUGUUCAUUUCGUUUGGCGUUGAUUUCUCGUAGUUCUUUAAGUGUUGUAUAUCGAAUCGGUGUUGAAUCGGAAUCGUGUAAAUAUCGUACAAAAUGGCAAUGGUUAUAUCGACGCGUGCCAAGCUCGUGAUUACCGCGCUGAUUCUGUUCUUCCUGCUCGGCAUCGUCCUCGUAACGGGCUCCACAAAGGGAUGGUUCAAUCCCAACCGCUACAACGGCGAAAGGGUGGCAGCUAGGAUUCAGGCGACAGACAUCUUCGACGCCAGUGGAAUGCAGCCCCCGGGACAGACGCAGUACACGCACGAGAGACCGUAUCGCGGCAUCAAGGGCGAGAAGGGAGAGCGGGGGCCCAAGGGCGACAGCAUUCGCGGUCCGCCGGGACCGCCGGGUCCGCCCGGGCCCAAGGGCGAAACGGCCCCCUAUCCGCCCUUUGUGGAGACGACGAGUGCGGGGGCUAAAUACACUGGCGAGUGUACAUGUAAUGCGUCUGAUAUCCUAGAGGCCAUCAAGGACAAUGAGUCGUUGCGGGAAUCGUUGCGAGGAGCACCGGGCACGCCGGGCAAGGAUGGAAAGCCAGGUACCCCUGGACACACCGGAGCCACCGGAGUGCCUGGAGCCAGAGGCGCCCGGGGGUCCGAAGGUGCCCAGGGGCUGAAGGGCGAGCCAGGCGUCGACGGCCUGCCCGGAGUCAUGGGUCCGCCGGGACCACCGGGCCCGCCUGGUUUGCCCGAGAAUUACGAUAUAAAUUGGAAUCCAACCAGGACCUUCAAGGAAUCCCUAAUGGUCAACUCGAUGGGCGCAUUCCGGGGCACGACGCAGCCAGGAGCCAAAGGUGUGCCCGGCGAGAAAGGUGAUGCCGGCCAGAAAGGAGAGCGUGGCGAUCCGGGUCACAAAGGUGCACACGGGCCCAGCGGCGCAAAGGGUGAGCCCGGCGAACCGGGAACACCCGGACUGCCGGGAUUGCCCGGACAGGCCGGAACGCCCGGCGGACUUGAGGGCCUCGCCAGUGCCAAUGGGACCAAGGGCGAGAAGGGCGAGAAAGGCGAGAAGGGCAUGCGGGGUCGGCGCGGCGGAACGGGAGCCACUGGACCAAUUGGACCGCCCGGAAAACCCGGACCCAUGGGCGAUAUUGGACACUCGGGUCGUCCUGGCAUGACAGGACCAAAGGGUGAAAUGGGUCCCAAAGGACCAAAGGGCGAUUCCGGCGGACGCGAAGGGAUAAAGGGUGAUAAGGGAGACCGAGGUCAGGAUGGUCGCGAUGGCUUGCCAGGACCUCCAGGAUUGCCCUCCACUGGUGGAGGCGAUGGUGACAGCGGCGGCGUGCAGUACAUCCCAAUGCCAGGACCUCCAGGACCUCCGGGACCGCCUGGUCUGCCGGGUCUUUCCAUUUCUGGCCCCAAAGGAGAGCCCGGAAUGGAUUCGAGAGGCUCCUUCUUCGGCGAUGCAUCCUACUACGGACGACCAGGAACGCGCUCAUCCUUGGACGAACUCAAAGCACUGCGAGAACUGCAAGAUCUUCGCGAUCGGCCCGAUGGCACAGCCGAGCCACCGCACCAGCCAGGACAUUCCCACAAGCAUGAGGAUACUCUGGGGCUCGUCGAUGGCGAGGAACCGUACUUCUCGGCAUCCUCAUCGAACAUGAACAUGAAGAUUGUGCCCGGCGCAGUCACCUUCCAGAACCUCGAUGAAAUGACAAAAAAAUCGGCCCUGAAUCCGCCGGGCACAUUGGCCUACAUCACCGAGGAGGAAGCGCUGCUGGUUCGCGUAAACAAGGGAUGGCAGUACAUUGCGCUGGGAACUCUGGUGCCGAUUGCCACGCCCGCUCCGCCCACAACGGUGGCACCAUCGAUGCGAUUCGACCUGCAGUCGAAGAAUCUGCUCAACAGUCCACCACCCCUGCUCAAUACGCCAACGUUUACAACCGCGCCCGAAUACGAAACGUGGUAUCCGCGAAUGCUACGCGUGGCCGCACUGAAUGAGCCCUCCACUGGCGAUUUGCAGGGGAUUCGCGGGGCGGAUUUCGCCUGCUAUCGGCAAGGACGACGGGCAGGACUCCUGGGCACCUUCAAGUCAUUCCUCUCAUCCAGGGUACAGAAUCUGGACACCAUUGUGCGUCCGGCUGACCGGGAUCUGCCCGUGGUGAACACUCGUGGCGAUGUGCUCUUCAACUCGUGGAAGGGCAUCUUCAAUGGCCAAGGUGGCUUCUUCUCGCAGGCGCCGCGUAUCUACAGCUUCAGCGGCAAAAAUGUGAUGACGGAUUCUACAUGGCCCAUGAAGCUGGUCUGGCACGGCUCGCUGCCCAAUGGCGAGCGCUCCAUGGACACCUACUGCGAUGCCUGGCACUCGGGUGACCACUUGAAGGCCGGCUAUGCCAGCAACCUCGAUGGCCACAAGCUGCUCGAACAGAAGCGCCAGUCCUGCGACAGCAAGCUGAUCAUCCUGUGCGUGGAGGCACUCUCGCAGGAUCGCAAGCGCAAGAAGCGGGAAAUCGGCGACGGCAGCAGUCACGGCGAAAGUGAAAGCAGGGAGUUCAAGACGGCCGAUGAGUAUGCAGCGCAUUUAGAAAAUUUACUGAUGUAAGCGGAACCGGAAGGAAGAAGAAGAGCGGCGUCACACCGAACCAUUCUCAUGCAUAAAA